Durio zibethinus is the source of this 1731-nucleotide messenger RNA. Lineage: Eukaryota; Viridiplantae; Streptophyta; Magnoliopsida; Malvales; Malvaceae. The record is from RefSeq and is a predicted model, not a curated record.
AUGGGUCGACAUUACAUCCCACUAACCAUCCCUUUUGGUUUAAAGGAGCUUUGGAAUGAAUGGAACAUCCGAGGGCCUAUUUUGUUCAGUCUCUGGCUGCAAAUCGUGCUGAUUUUUAUGGCCCCACUCAGAAAAUCCACAAGGGCAACAUGGGUAAUUUCCCUCAUCUGGUAUGCUUACUUGUUGGCGGACGUAACUGCCAAUUUUGCUCUUGGUCUCAUUUCCAACGGCCAACAGCGUAACCAAUCCAACAAUCCUGAGUCUAAACCCAAGGAGAGCAGUGAUCUGUUAGCAUUUUGGGCACCCGUUCUCAUACUGCACCUUGGCGGUCCUGAUACCAUUACUGCUUUUUCUCUCGAAGAUAAUCAACUGUGGAAAAGACACUUGCUUCUCCUUAUUUAUCAAGUAGCAACAGUUUUUUAUGUCUUCUCCCAGUCACUUCCCAACGAAAAUUUAUGGAUCCCCACAGUACUCAUGUUUAUCGCUGGAAUCAUCAAGUACGUCGAGCGGACAGUAGCUUUGAAUCUUGCAAGCUUGGACAAAUUUCUGGAUUCCAUGCUCAAACAACCGGAUCCAGGUGCCAACUAUGCCAUGCUUAUGGAGGAAUACGCUUUCAGGAAAGAAGCCGAACUUCCAGCUCGAUUAAUUCCGAUGCCAGGGCCUGAUGCAGAAUUAGAGACUUCUGAUGUUCCAACCGAGGGAAACAAUUUGAAUAAUCUCGAUGUGGUGCAUUAUGCUUUUAAGUACUUCCAAGUAUUUAAGGGACUCGUAGUCGAUCUCAUCUUCAGCAAUCGAGAACUUUAUGAGAGUCGUAAAUUCUUGAUUGGGAAGACAGCUGAAGAGGCUCUGAGGAUAAUUGAGGUUGAACUCAAUAUGAUCUAUGAUGCUCUUUAUACCAAGGUGGAAGUCGUGAAUUCUAUUGCAGGCUAUAUUUUCCGAUUCAUAGCUUUUGGGUUGGUUUUUGCUACUUUGGGACUCUUCUAUUUCCAAGCAAAGAAAGAUGAAUACCACGGAGUUGAUAUCAGAAUCACCUAUACCUUGCUCCUUGGUGCCAUUGCCCUGGAUGUAAUAUCCUUCCUCAUGCUCAUUUCCUCAGAUUGGAUAUUUGCUUCCAUUGGUCCACAUUCUUUAUGGGCUGCUCUCUUCUGCAAUUUCCUUGCUCUCAAGAAGCCUCGGUGGCACCCUUGUAAAUGUAAGAUAAAGGAUUCUGACAGUGAAAAGAAUAAUGCCAAGCAUCAUGUUUUGGCUAAUCCCCUUGUGUGUAGAAGGUGGUCUGGAUCCGUCCCAGCACACAACCUAAUAAGCUCCGUGAUCAGAAAAAACACUAUGCCCAUUGAGGAUUCUGUGGAUAAGAGAAUGAGCAAAGCAAGUAGUUUUAUAAGGUCUAUUCAAAAAACUCCUGUGUUCGGAAAAUUCCCUAUGCCCAUUAAGGAUUUUGUGGAUAAGUUGACGUAUGUGUCCAGUGAGCCAUUCACUUGGGAGCUAUGGGAAUUUAUCUUUGGCGAGCAAAAAGCUAAAUCCGAGUUUGCAGAUACUCCUGAAAGUGCCCAAUGGGUAUCCUCGGCCAGAGGUGAUUGGGUUUUGGCAGAUCAUAGCAAGUUGUUGAAAUAUGUGACUGAUGUUCAAUAUGAUGAGAGCCUUCUCUUGUGGCACAUUGCCACUGAUCUCUGCUACAACACCGAAGUGAUGGACAGUUCAUAUCGUGAAUUCAGUAAGAUUCUCUCGGAUUAG